This is a messenger RNA of Notodromas monacha, 705 nucleotides long. The record is from the annotation of a GenBank genome assembly. Lineage: Eukaryota; Metazoa; Arthropoda; Ostracoda; Podocopida; Cyprididae.
UUUGCAGGGUUCUCUGCGGGUUCUUUGAGUGACAGGAUCAUUGACAGCAAGUCAAAAGUUGUCAUUACUGCAGAUGGGGUCUUUCGAGGAAAGAAGCUCAUUCCACUCAAGUCUAUUUGCAAUGAAGCCAUCUUCAUCUGUGAGCAGAAUAAGCAGCACCAGGUGCAUUCCGUUCUGGUCGUGCCCCACUUGACCACGCUCAGUUCCUGGCCGGGGGUCAACCGUGACCCCCAAGGCCGGAUGCAAUCCUAUGUGGAGCCUCUGUACUGGGUUGCAGGUCGGGACCUGUGGUGGGACGAGGAGAUGAGUCUGGUCAGUGACUGGUGCGAGCCCGUGUGGCUGGAUGCGGACGACCCCAUGUUCCUGCUCUACACCAGUGGGUCAACAGGAAAGCCCAAGGGGGUGAUGCACACUGUCGCAGGCUACAUGCUUUAUGCUGCAACUACUUUCAAAUAUGUGUUUGACCACAAGCCUGAAACGGACAUAUUCUGGUGCACAGCUGACAUUGGAUGGAUCACUGGUCAUACUUGCGUUGUCUAUGGUCCUUUGCUCAAUGGCGGAACUUCUGUUUUUCUGGAAGGUGUGCCAACACAUCCCCAUGGGGGUCGGAUUUGGGAUAUUGUUGACAAAUACGGAAUCACGCAUUUGUACACUGCGCCAACUGCCAUUCGGUUACUCAUGAAGCUCGGAGAUGCACUUGUCAAG